This is a messenger RNA of Symbiodinium sp. CCMP2592, 3594 nucleotides long. The record is from the annotation of a GenBank genome assembly. NCBI's taxonomy places the organism in Eukaryota, Dinophyceae, Suessiales, Symbiodiniaceae.
AUGGUGGGAGAAGAGGAAUCCGACAAGGACGCUGAUCGGAUUCUGAGCGUACGACGAUUGCGAGGGAUUCGAGGAGCGUUUGUCUGGGAUGAGUUGGGGCCCCGGGCGAUGUACCAUGAUGGAGAGACGACCCUGACUGUGCAUUGCUUUGAGCAGAAUGGGCUUCCAUACAUUUCUUGGGAAGACUUCAAACCCAUCAGAGUGCUGUUGGCGAGAGACUGGAAGAGUAAGGGGAAUGCCCGUGUCAAAAAGAUCGAAGAUGGUGUUCUGCAAAUCCGGGAUUACAUGCCUACAGUGGAAGCAGUGGGAAAGGUUCAGGAGGAGAGUGCAGCAGCCCCAGCGGCAUCGGUAACAGAUGCUGGUGAGAAGAGAGCAGAGGAGCUGUGCUCAAAGUCCACAGUGACCUUUGAUGAGGUUUGGAGCGCGGUUCGGCUGGCUAGCUUAGUUGAAAGGCGAACAGACAGGAUGAAGCAAGUCGACAACGAGGAUGCCAAGACGUUGCCUUUGUGGACUGUCGGAUUGUUUGUUCAUGGAGGGGUGCUGGGAGUGACUUCAGAAACCCGUCGGCAUCCAUGGCUUGUUAGACUUCUCCGCAAGUUAGUGCGGCAGCAGGAACCAGACCUGGAGUUUUUGUCGCUGAGUAUGGCAAUCAACUUGGUGUUCCGGCCUCAUCGGGAUCGCAACUCUUUGGAGCGAGAGUCUGUGGUACUGGGUUUGAGCUGGUUUCAGGGUGGACAACUCUGGAUUGAAGGGCUUCCGGGGGAACUUGGCAACACUGCGAUACGGCACAUUGACAACGGGGGGCAGCAGAAACCUGGAAGGGUGCACGAGCUAUCUCACAAAUGCGUGAGGUUCAAUGCUGCUGUCCGCAUGCAUGGGACAGAACCUUUUCAAGGAGUGCGAGGGGUCGCGGUUGACUACACGCCGCGCGGCAAUGCAAACAACAUCGAGCAAGGCGGCAGCAGGCUAGAAGCAGAAUGCAAGAGCAUCAUUCCCGAGCUUCCCUCAACCGAAAUUGCUCAGGGUCCUUUGGAGGGUGAUGUUGUCCAGGGUGUGACGCAUGUCAUGCAGGGAACCCAGGACUUUGGAGAUUGGGAUCUUCAGGGUGUACGCGCGGCUAGCGUGCAAAGCCCAGAUGAUGAUGAUGAUGAGGAGGGUUUGCAGCUAGAAGGGUUCAUGGCUUGUGAAAUCGCUGCGAAAGAAGUGAUUGACCUGACUGCUCCGACUGUGCGUCCUGGACCCACGUUGAAGGAUUACGAAGCUCGCGGAUUGCGCCGCCCGCAUCGUAAAGUUACUGCUGAUCAGAUUUCCAAGGGAGUCCUCUCGAUCGACCUCGCGGGACCGUAUGUGGCUGCCUAUGAUGGUACGAAGUAUGCGCUGGUAGCUGUGUUUCGGAUUGACGAGCAUACGCAGCUUCACUUCAUGAGGAGACAGAGGGAUGCCACGCUGAAUUGCAGGCCCCAGGGCAAGCUUCCCGAUCCUGGAGACUUGCUUGGCCAGUUCUUGUGCCAGUCGGACACUGUGGUGCAGGGUUCCUUGGUGCUUGUGAACCGUGCUGGCCAAGAGCAUUUGAUCACAACACGUUUGCCAGCUGUGAUUGAUAAGAAGCCUGAACAGUGGAGAACGCAUGUUACGCCUCUGGGUGACUUGAUCUGGGUCAGCUCUCUAGGGCAAGUCCGGGAUGGCGAGGUGGUCCGAGACACUGGGGUAGACCUGGGAAUGCUUACGGUAGAGGAGCGUGAGCAAGGGCAACAUGCAGAGCAAGGGUUUCCGUUCGUGGCAUUCGCUUCGGCUGAAAACCAUUCUGAGGAGGAGCCAACACCUGUGAACCACAUGGCUAAAAAACGGGUGGCGAAGGCGGAUGACAAGGCAGACCGCUACAAGAUCCUGUCGUACGAGGUUGAGCAAGAAAUGAACAAGGCGGAAGUGAAGGUUGCUCAGCUGGUUAUUGACACGAUAGAUGCGAGAGUACUUUCGGAUCCUCAGACGCCGGCGGAUGAGAAGCUGAAGUGGGUGAAUGAGGGACUGAGUUCUGAGCUGCAAACGCUUUACGCAAAGGAGAUUUAUGAGGAAUGGGAUGAGGCGGAUGUGCCGCCGGGCGCAACGGUGCUACCGUCCAAGGUGGUGCUGACUAAGAAGCCUGUUCAAGAUGAUGCUGAAGCGGACAUCAACGAACCCUUGAGUACUUGGAGGGCAAAAGCGCGGAUAGUGGUGUGGAGCGCAACCUGUCUUGCGGGCAAUCCAAGCUGGACGGGACUGGUGUUGGACAUCACGGCGGCGUUUCUGAAUGCGAAGAUGGACAACGAGCACACUUUUGUCAGGCCCCCAAAGGUGCUUUCCCGGGAAGGAUUGGUGGAACCUUCAAAGGUUUGGAGGCUUCGCCGAUUGUUGUACGGAUUGCGCAAAGGGCCAAAGCUUUGGGAGGCUUGCCGGAAUGAAGAGCUGGAUGGAAAGACCUUCGCGGGCGAGGGAGGCGCGAUGUAUUUUCUUGAUCCAAUUUCGUCCGGAGUUUGGGCCAUCAGAAAGAAAGGGGAGCCACAGUCUUUUUGCGGGAUCUUUGACAUGUACGUUGAUGACGGCGUGAUUGUGGGACCCGUGGCCUUGUUGUGCAAAGCUCUGGCGGAGCUUCUUUUGAGCAUUUGGCAGUUGAAGAUCCAAGGUUUUCUGCCAAGUGACGAGUUGGAGAUUGGGGCCAAGGUCCAAGUGGGUGACAAGCAAGUAGCAGUUCGAAAGGAGCUUCAGUUUCUGGGGGUGGUGAUCAAGCGCACUGGAGAAGGUGUGGCAUUGCUUCAGCAUUCCUGGGUAGACACGGAAUUGGAGCGGCGUGGCUGGGCGACGUUCAAAGGAGCUUGUAACCUGCCAGAGAUCGUGGAAGGACAGACGGAGCCGGCACCUCGAGAUGAUGCGUACGGUGCUGAUUUGCAUCGUGCGCAGUCGGAGGUUGGUUCCCUUUUCUGGCUGGGAUUGCGGAGUAGGCCGGAUCUGCUUGCUACAAUUGGGGCACUGUCUUGCAUGGGCACGGUGGGCCCUCGGAGGACGUAUAAGCUUGCCACGAAUGUCUGGAGGUACGUAGCCGGGACUAGGGAUAAGGUGCUUUUCUUCAAGGCUGGGACCAACCUCAACAAGGCCAAGCUUGGGAUAUAUGGUGAUGCAUCUCUGGCUCCGGUGGCAUCGCGAUCAAGAACGGGUGUGGUGGUGAAGUUUGGCGAUCAUGUCACUGCAUGCCGCACCCAGAGGCAAUUCUUGACUGCAUACUCGGCUUUCGAGGCCGAGGUUGAAGCAGCUGCUACGGCAUAUCAGCUCGGGACGCAGGUGAAGCUGUUUCUGGAUAAGUUCCUCCAACGAAGUGUGGAGACGGAGCUGUUCGGGGAUAACUCUGCUUCUGUUGGCAACCUGACCAAGGGAUCGGAGUAUGUGCAGACGACCCGCACGCGCCAUUUUGGCAUGCGCUGCUCGUAUUUGCGGGCUCACCUUCGAAAUGAUGGCAUUCCUAUGCUACACAUGAGUGGGGAGCCGAUUCCUGCCGAUGGUUUGACGAAGACUCUCUCACGAGUCAAGCUGGAAAGCUCAAGGGAGAAACUCAAUGUUUUGUGA